AAAGAGUGGGAGGUGGGAAUAAACUAGCCCAGUGAGAUCUGCAAACAUGUCUGGCAAGCCAGCAUGCAUUGCAGAUUUUGAGGAGUAUGCUAAAACCUUUCUGCCCAAGUCCGUGUACGAUUAUUACCAAUCCGGAGCGGAUGACCAGGAAACCCUGGCAGAUAAUGUCGCAGCGUUUUCCAGGUGGAAGCUGUACCCCCGGGUGCUCAGGGACGUGUCGGUGAUGGACCUGUCCACCUCUGUUCUGGGGCAGAGGGUCGCCAUGCCCGUGUGCGUCGCCGCCACCGCGAUGCAGCGCAUGGCUCAUCCGCACGGAGAGACGGCGACCGCCAGGGCCUGCCAGGCCGUGGGGACAGGGAUGAUGCUGAGCUCCUGGGCCACCUCUUCCAUCGAGGAGGUGGCCGAGGCGGCUCCAGCCGGCCUUCGCUGGCUGCAGCUGUACGUGUACAAGGACCGGGAGGUCACGGAGUCGCUGGUGAGGCGCGCGGAGAGAGCCGGGUACAGAGGAAUCUUCGUCACCGUGGACACCCCGUACCUCGGCCGGCGCGUCGCCGACGUGCGCAACAAGUUCCAGCUGCCCCCACACCUCAGAUUAAAAAACUUUUCCAGCAAUGACCUGGCAUUUUCCUCGGGGAAAGACUUUGGAGAGAACAGCGGCCUGGCUGUGUACGUUGCUGAGGCCAUUGAUGCCAGUGUCAACUGGGAGGACAUCAAGUGGCUCCGGGGGCUGACCUCACUGCCCAUCGUGCUGAAAGGGAUCCUCAGGGACGAUGAUGCCAAAGAAGCUGUGAAGAUUGGGGUAAAUGGGAUCCUGGUGUCAAAUCAUGGAGCACGACAGCUUGAUGGGGUCCCUGCUACUAUUGAUGUCUUGCCUGAAAUCGUGGAGGCUGUGGAGGGGAAGGUGGAGGUGUUCCUGGAUGGUGGUGUAAGAAAAGGCACGGACGUUCUCAAGGCACUGGCUCUUGGUGCCAAAGCUGUUUUCAUUGGGAGACCUCUUCUCUGGGGAUUGGCUUAUCAAGGUGAAGAAGGAGCAAAAGAAGUUCUCCAGAUGCUGAAGGAAGAGUUUCGCCUGGCAAUGGCACUGACAGGAUGCCGGAGAGUAGAAGAAAUUGGCAGGACACUGAUACGAAGACAUCGAGUAUUGUUUUCCAAGAUUUAGGUCUGAAGACUCUUGCCUUGUGCAUUGCCUGUUGUGCUUCCAGACAAAAUCCAACUGCAUUCCCUCUGUGGGCCUCAUCCUGCAAUCCUGAUUGAGGGAACGCUCUGCUCUGUAGGAGGUCACUUGUUGAAGAGAGGACUCGAAGUAAAUUUUACAGGUGUUUCCAAAUCUCUCAGGCUCUUAAGGAAAGCUGCUCCACUGGGAGGUGUGAUUAGAGAUGGGUCUUUAUACAAGACCAGUGUAGAAACUUCAAUGUGUUUUGCAAAAAAUGCUGAUAUUAAUUUCCAUGCCUGGGACUAAUUUAGCUGUUAAAAUGAAACUAUAAACACAAAUGCUUUGAUAGCAAACAGAAAUGCUGAAAUUUAAAAUGCAAAAGAUACUUCUUGCUCACUGUUUAGAGAAACUGGACUGUAGAUUGCAGAGAUUAAAUCUUGCUUUCCUAUAACAGAGUGUCCUUUCCCUAGUGACUCUGUGCCAGGACUUUAUAAGCAUCUGGGCUUGUGGCACGUAGGCUGUAGGAGCCCAAGGGGCUCUUUGUUGUAAGGAACUAAAGAACAAAGCAAAAUUGGGGGAAAAUGAGGAAAUUCUGCUGUUUAAGUAGCACAAACCCCUCUGCAAUCAGACAACUGUUAUGCAUGUGCAUUGGAUGUAGGUCAGAUCCUUAGGUAAUGCAAAUCCCUGUAGCCCAAACUGUGCCACCUGCAUCCACCUGGAGCUCUAAGUCACAUUUUUCACCUGGGUUGAUUUGCUAAUGGUGGCAAGGGAAGACUGAUGCUACCUGAGAGAGUUUGUAGAAUUUGCAGCCAUGUACAAAAGGGACACUUGAAUAACUGAGGCAUUAACCCAUGACUUGGGAAGAGCCUAAUGGCUCUAUUUAGUUUCCAUGCACACCCUCAAGUCAGAUAAAUCUUAGUGUUCUUCACUCUGCUUAUGAUGAGAAUGCAGAGACACGCAGGAUCUGUGCCUCUGUUCUCUAAACAAUCCAAAUAGCCACUGAAUUCAGGAGAAAUUUUGCAACUGUAAAGAACAAAGGAGGUAAGAAUGUACUGUUCUCAUCUUGGGUAAAACCAAGGGUAGCUCUUCACCUGUCUCACUUCCCUUGCAGGUAUGGCAGUUUUACAGGGAGCAGGGAGAGAUCACACAAGUUUUGAAUAUCUUGCUGUGAAAAUUUAAUGUUCAUUUUUAUGGAAGACUAGAAAAGAGAAAAACCCCUUAAUUUCAUGGUUUCACUGACAUCACCAGCUCCACCAUUUGUUUCCCAUCAGCCUCAGAAGGACUUGUGCAUUCUGACUCUCCUGCUUUGCAGGGUUUGAAAUAUCCCUUACUGAGCUUUAGAGGCAGCUUUGUAAUGAAAUGAUGGAAUAUUAUAAUGUGAACUAAAGCUGGGGCUGGAACUUGAAAUGGGGAGAAAACCCAAAAGGCCACAUGCUUGCCCUCCAGUUGUAAAAGCUGUAUUCUUAUUUACUGCAGAAUGUGGUCUGUUGUGUGAGAGUUGCGUAGCAACAAAAUAAAGUUUAUCUGUGCAAGGAAAUAUGAAUGUUUCUCAGAGCACAGAGAAGCAUAAUUUCUGCUGUUUACUGCACUUAUCAUAUCUGUUGCAAUGUGGAAUGUGUCAGAUGUCAAUUACAGACUAACUUCGGCAAGACUGUUUAUUUGAGAUAAUAUAAAUGUUACUUAAAAGAUAGGGGCAUAAUAUCUUAUGUUUACGUGUUUAAGAUCUAUUUCUAAAGCUCAGAAGAUGCAGUUUCCUGUCUUUGCCCCAAUCAGAUUCAAGGAAAGUUCUGAAACUCUGUGGUUCAGUAGAAGUUCCAAUGGUGAGGAAACUGGUCUCGUUACUUGUGCGUAAUUCACUGUUUCUAGUUCCUCUGGGAUAAGGGGUUUACAUUGUUUUUUCCUGCCUGUUAUCUGAGAAUCGUCUGAUUGCCUUCCAGUUCAACCCUAGUAAGACUAGACAAGCAUUAAAAACCAAAAUUAGAGCCAAAUACUUACAGGCUGUGAAACUCUUAACAGAAAGUAAAUUAAUUUGGUAGAAUUAAUUUACUGUUUUUAAAAUAUUCCACAGUGAAGAGAAUUUCUUUUGAUUUUGAGACAGCCAAACAGAACUACUUUUUGAAAUUACUAAAUUUUAAAAAGGCAGGAAUUCUGUUGGUUUGGGUUAAAAAGCAUAAAGACUGAGUGCCCUCAACCAUUUAAAAAGCUAAACAAUGUCCAGGCUAAGAAAAAAAUUAUCUCCACACUCGCUUCAUCUGGAGGAGCUGAGAAAAAAACAGAGCACACAGGUGGUAGUGGAUCUUUCUAUGGUUUGUGAGAGUGUUUCUGAGAAGAACAUAAGUAAUAUAACAAAAAAAAUAGGUCUUUGUGAAAUAGGUUAAGUAGAAAAUAAUUUGUCUUAAGCAACAAGUGAACCCAACAAACUCUUAGGAACAAUUAGUCACAGUCAAGGCACAGAAGUAGAGGGGAGCAGAAAUAUUUUGCAUUUAUGAUGCUUUCAUGUAACUGCCUACCCAAAUGUCAAAUAACAAACAUGGUGAGUUUAAUUGUGAAAUUAUCUUCUGUAUUGACCUUGGCUCCAUAUGAAGUCAAAGAUACAGAGAAAAAAUGUCUACAUAGAAAAAACCUAGCAAGGGUAGAACAGUGAGUGAUAUUUCUGUACCCAGAAAGACAGCACUCAACUGGUGUGCUUGGUACUGAGAAAAAAACCCAUCUGGUUUGGGAGGCUGGAAAGUGAUCUGAGUGGGGUACUCUAACCACCUCCCAAAAUGGACCAGGAACCUUCCCUGGAAAAGGAGAUUGCAGCUCUUAAUGAGAAAACAUUUAUCAGAUGUUUUGUGAAGAGAGAAGAGACCAAAAGCAAAACCUUGAGGGUAUGAAAGAGGAGGAGGAUCCUGUGCUUUUUAGGAGAAAGUGGUACCUCUCAAGAGGUUAAGAUGCGAGGCAGGCUCUUACAUACUGGUGUUUCAUGUUCAGUCCGUGUGUGGAUUUCUCUGCUGCUGGCAGUUCAGAAGUUUCCCUUUUGGGAAGCAUCCCCACAAAGUUGUCUCCUUAGUGCCAGUGAAGGAUUAAACCCACUGAAUAGUGUGUGGAAGAGUGUGGCAUUCUCCAGAGGACGCAUAGAAACCACUCAGGACGUUUGGAGAGGCUUCAGCCCUGGUUUGGGAUCUCAACACCUGGACUCAAAACAUGCAUUUUUAGCACUAAGUUCUAAACAAAUCAAUCUGUUUCAAAGUGAUAAGGUCAGUGAAAGACCCUGUGAUAUUUUCUGGACAGCUGACAGAUCACAUUGAGGACGGACAUGCAGGGAGCAAAGCCCUCCUAAGGAAAAAAACAAUAUCCUUUUGGAAAAGCCCACCUUGAGCAGGUAGCAGGUUUGGCUGUGCUGGAAACAUCUUUGCUGUGAGAGUCUGGCAGUUUAAUUCAGCAGAGGAGAGCACAGUGGUGCAGGACUGCAGGCGUGGCUCAGCAGAUGGCAGGAGUCAGCCGAGGGUUGUGAGAACAUCUGACCUUUCAGAUCAAACGUGGAGGAGGAGGUUACUGUAGCUUCAGGACAGAUUUUCCUCUCUCACUUGCCUGUCAGUCCUUUGAAGCAGAGACCUGCUGCUUUUCGAAUGCUUGGAGCCUGCAAGCAGGGUGGAGAAUCCAGUAAGUAAAUAAUAGGAGUCAUAAUUCAGUGCACUGAAGCUGAGGAGCUGUGAAAGACAUGAUCUGUUUUCUUGUGACCUCCACCUCUCGCUGUGACUCUGGGACAUGUUAUUGUGUUUUAUUUUCGCCAGUGGCCAAGUCAAACAAAUAGCUCUGGAACUGGUUAGAACUCCACCCCCCUCCCCAAUUUUUCAGGUUAAGCAUGAAACUUGUCUGUCUUACAUGGAAUUUCUGAACAUAAAUAAACAGACACUUAGAGUAACUCGCCUUGAUAAAUGGGCAAUGUAGGUCGGGGCCUGCUGGAUAUGCAGGCGACUCAAAGAUGAAGCAGAGCUGGGGAAGUAGGCAGGAAUGGCUCUGCUUUUCUUGGCUUCUCAAAUGGUUUUCAGGCUGAAAUCAAAUACUUGAGUGCAUGAGGAAAGCUGGCUUCUGAAGUCAUGAUUUUGCACUGAACCUCACUGUAAGGAUAUCUCUUAUAAAGCUACUUUUGAUGUGGAAAUUUGGCUCCAAACCACACUGAAGGCCAUUAUAAAUAACCACUUCAUCACAGGACACACAGAAGUUGGCUUCCUUGAACACUCCUAGAAAGCAAGCCUAACGUUAUUGAGCUAUAACCUCAGCUAGUGUAAAUCAGAGAAGCUCCAUUGACUUCAUUAGUUUAUACUGAUUUACACCAGCUGUGACUGCGGCCCACAAUUACAGCAAGAUAUGUCAGCUUUUAAAUUCUGUCACUGGGUGUUGAACAAAACUGUUUUUAAAACAAGACUGGCAAUCCCAGAUUUAGAUCCUAAUGAGAUGCAGCACUGUAAUUGCUUCACGAUGCUUAUAUGCUUCAUUUUGUUUUCAUUUUUGCAUUGCUUCUGUUUUUCUCAUCUCCUGCCAAACAGAGGAAGAGUACCACAUAUGUUACUUUCAUAACAAAGAUGUUUUGCUGCACUGAGAACAUGUCCUCCAGAUGCAAAAUGCCUUUGUGUUGUAGCUCAGCUUCUUCCUUUGCAUAGGUACGCUGGUUAUGUGCCAACAUAAGAACGCCCUCGAGGGCAGCCCUGUGUUUCCCCAGGGCCUGGAGCUCUGCAAGGGACACCCAGAGGCUGUCCCAGGGGAACUUCAAAGAUCUGAUUCCCCCUUAGGGAUUUCCAGCUCCUAAGUCAUCAUUUCAGAUGGGCAGGAUGAAUUGUGUCUGAGAGCACCCUGGUAGGACUGCCCUGGGACCAUCAAUACAUCUCCUCUGUCAAAAUCCUGCAGGAUGCUCAGGUAAUUACCCCGACCGAGUAAUCAGUGGGCACCUCUAUGGUGUGGAAGGCUGGGAGGUGCAUACAGAUGGAUUAUUCAGCCAAGGGGAAGACAUUCACGUAACUAGACUGACAGUGAUUAAUAUUGGUUAUUAUUUUAUGACAGCAGCAGCUGUUAAAUUCCAGUGACGGUCAAGGCAGCACUGUGCCUGUUGAGAUGCUUUUGUGCAGGCAGCAGUCUCUGCUCAACAGAGUCAGAAGGGUAAACUGACAGGCAGAGGAAGAGAAAUUCUCGCUCUAAAAUGCAGGAACAAACUGAUUCCCCCAGCUAAGUCCUUUAACUUUCCCUUCCACUAUCUUAAUUCACUGUUCUCCCUAAGGCAGAUAACUCUGGGGUGGACAAUGCACACCACAAAUACUCAACAACCAUGGGGAAGGUCCACAGGUGAACAGAGCAGAGGUAGAGCUGGGGCACAGCAGAGCCUUUAGCCUGUGUAUUUUUCCUUGCUGAAGGUGAAGCUCCUUAUACAACUGAGACUCCGCUACUUUGCCAAGUAAAAUCUGAUCGUGGUGGCUUUGCAGUAUGGGAAUGGAACACUUCUUAUUUCUCCCUGGUUUUCUAAAAUUCGAUAGCAUAACAUGAUUUUGGUUCACUUUUCCCAAGCACUUUUUGUGCUAUGCUAACCUCUUCAAUUCUGUGCACUGUGCUUAAUUAGAUUUUCCUUUUAGGAGAACUGGAAGUAGUGGAUUUUAAACACUUAGUUGUCAUUAAAAAGGUUCCCACAGAGCAGGUAUUCACUGCUAGGUUUAUUUCAUGUGAGAUGAGUCUAAUUACCAAGAACAGUCACAAAGACUUCAAAGGAAGGCAUGAAGAUGCUUCAAUAAGGUGACACGGCAUAAACUGAGCUGUCACACAAAUUCAGGAUGUGUAUUGUACACAUCUCUACUUGGAAUGGUCAGCAAAUUGGUUCAGCAUGUUCUGUUACUGGACCCAGAAACCUAGCAUGGGAGUGAGAUAAGUCUUCCUAACAGGUGAGACCUGAAUGCUGAUCAGAGAUGAGAAUUCAAACAGCAGGAUCAUCUCCCAUAUCUAAGCUUCCUUCCUCUGGGUCUGUGCACAUAUCCUAUCAAAGAGACAGGCUGAAGAGUGUAGGUGGGGGUCUCUAUUAUAAUUUUAAUACAAAUUGCUACUGACUUAGGAGUUACACAUCUGCAGCCUUCCCUUCAGGUAGUUACGAGCAGCAAAAAUCGCUGAAUUUGGUAUAAAUUCCUUUCAACAAGCUUAUGUCUCUACCCAUGAACCUGGAAAAACUAAAGCAGCGCCCUUAAUACAAGAAACUCCCCUGGCAAGCUCUUUGAAAGAGUUACAAACACAGAAAUGUAUAUUAGGAAAAGGGAACUUGUGCUUUCCUGAGACUGUGACCGACAGAAUAUAUCUGCAAUUAAAGAGUUGGCACUAA
This is a messenger RNA of Corvus hawaiiensis (hawaiian crow), 7490 nucleotides long. It is a transcript of the gene HAO1, whose product is annotated as hydroxyacid oxidase 1. Gene Ontology annotation, molecular function: FMN binding; oxidoreductase activity. The record is from RefSeq and is a predicted model, not a curated record. The transcript has 8 exons. The coding region runs from base 47 to 1159 and encodes 370 amino acids. NCBI's taxonomy places the organism in Eukaryota, Metazoa, Chordata, Aves, Passeriformes, Corvidae.